ACAUUGAUCGUUGAGAUACAGCUAUGGUCUGCAUUCCCUGCAUCGUCAUUCCCAUUCUCUUGUGGGUGUAUAAGAGGUUCCUUGAACCCAUCAUCUACCCCUUCAUGGGUCCAAUUAUAAGCCGAUUUUGGCCAGCAAAAAAAGCUGUCCAGGAGAGUGUCACAGGAACGGGUGAUAUGAAAGCCAGUGAAAAGAGCAAUGGAUGCCCAGUGAUGAGCAAUGGAGCAUGCAAGACCGAAGUCAAUGGCCUGGUUGCUAAUGGGGCAGGUGCAAAUGGUUCAGCUACUGCAGCCUUUGACAAGAAGACUGACUGACAUUUCACUUCACACCUUAAGUUAUAUUUAUCACUGUGAAAGUGUUUUAAUACAAUAUGGAGAAAAACACUAAGUUAAUCAUUAUUUUAUUUAGUUGAGUAAUGUAGAAUCGUUUAAUGCUUGAUUUAACAUAGCAACACAAUUGACAUUUUCCAUAAUGCUCAUUACAAUUGCUUUGAGAGAUUGCAUUAUAAUUUCAGGAAUUGUCCAUAAUAUAUUUGCAGGAAUAGUGACAUUUUUGUGUUUCACUGUGAGAUUGGCUGUGAUAUUCACCUAUUCAUUCCUCCCACUGGAGCAGCAUCUGUUGUCAAAAUGUGAAAGCUGUUCUGUCUUUGUGGCUGUGUUAUCUAGUGGUUUCCUAGUUGCUAAAAUUCUACACUGUUCACUAAAUUUCAAUGUAUGUCAGAAAACGAGCACUGAAUGGUGUAGGGAAUCAUUGUACGAUCUAAAUCACUGAAUGAUCUUUUCGAUAACAAGAAAUAUUGUCGUUAUCGCUGUUUGAAGCUGGUGGACCAUAACUAUAAAAGUAACUUUUGGUGCUAGUGGACCAAAACCUAUGGUCCAAAGCCACGUCAGAACAUUUUGACAGCAGAUGACUGUCUGGCGGGAGAAAUCAAUAGGCGAAUAACACAAGAUGGGAGGGUAAGUAAUACUAUGGAACACUAUCAUUCCACUAUUAUUGGCAAAUAUAUUAUUGACAUUUUCUGAAAUUACAAUGGAUUUUUUUUUUUUUAUCUUAUGUGUAGCACCUUUAAUAAAUGAAUGGUAUUUCUGCCUUUGGUUUAUCAAGCUUGAAUCCCUGAUGUGUUUAUAACAUAGUUCUGUAUAGUAUUUAGUAUACAUUAUAUACUUCUGAAAUAAAUUAUCAACAAUUUAAAAAUUGA
This is a messenger RNA of Oncorhynchus gorbuscha (pink salmon), 1198 nucleotides long. RefSeq names its product UPF0729 protein C18orf32 homolog. Gene Ontology annotation, biological process: positive regulation of canonical NF-kappaB signal transduction. The coding region runs from base 24 to 314 and encodes 96 amino acids. The transcript has 2 exons. The record is from RefSeq and is a predicted model, not a curated record. Lineage: Eukaryota; Metazoa; Chordata; Actinopteri; Salmoniformes; Salmonidae.